This is a messenger RNA of Metopolophium dirhodum (rose-grain aphid), 701 nucleotides long. RefSeq names its product cytochrome c oxidase subunit 5A, mitochondrial (gene COX5A). The record is from RefSeq and is a predicted model, not a curated record. Gene Ontology annotation, cellular component: mitochondrial inner membrane. Gene Ontology annotation, biological process: mitochondrial electron transport, cytochrome c to oxygen. Bases 121 to 582 code for a protein of 153 amino acids. NCBI's taxonomy places the organism in Eukaryota, Metazoa, Arthropoda, Insecta, Hemiptera, Aphididae. The transcript is spliced from 3 exons.
UUUUCUCACUUAUCGUCUCGGUCAAAUAAUCGUCUGUGCACUGCGGCAUUUUCCCAAAACGGUACGUUUUGUUCGACUCGAAAGUAUUCGUCCAUUCCCGCAACGUUAAAACCGAUUACAAUGUUUCCUUCGGUGGUGCGCGCCUUAUCCCGCGGAGUCGUGGCUGUUGGACGACAGUCGGCAAUGAAACCGAUCACGGCGGUUUCUGCGAGAUUCAUGUCGGAACACAAAGAAGAGACGGACGAAGAGUUCUACUCGAGGUAUGAAUCGUUCUUCAACCGCAGUGACAUUGACGGAUGGGAAGCGAGGAAAGCGAUGAAUGAUCUGGCGGGUCAAGAUGCGAUAGCCGAACCCAAAGUGAUUGUUGCUGCCCUGAAAGCUUGUCGCCGUCUCAACGAUUAUGCCUUGGCAAUUAGGUUUCUAGAAAGCGUGCGAAUCAAAAGUGAAAUCGAUAAAAGCAUCUAUCCUUACAUCUUGCAAGAAAUCUCACCAUGCCUUCAAGAAUUAGGUAUAGACACACCCGAAGCUCUUGGAUAUGACAAACCAGAAUUAGCAUUGGAUGAUGUUGAUCACAUUUAUUAAUAAUUAUUAAUAUAUUUCUGUAAUCACUGGUAUUCCCUGUUCCAGUUAAAAUGUAUGUUAGAAAAAUAUUGUUAAUAUGUAUUGAAAAAAAAAAUAAUAAUAAAAACAUUUAACACUCA